Messenger RNA from Aspergillus homomorphus CBS 101889, 1668 nucleotides. Its product is annotated as MDR/SDR family oxidoreductase. Gene Ontology annotation, molecular function: fatty acid synthase activity; oxidoreductase activity. The record is from RefSeq and is a predicted model, not a curated record. The transcript has 6 exons. The coding region runs from base 1 to 1668 and encodes 555 amino acids. Gene Ontology annotation, biological process: secondary metabolite biosynthetic process; fatty acid biosynthetic process. Lineage: Eukaryota; Fungi; Ascomycota; Eurotiomycetes; Eurotiales; Aspergillaceae.
AUGACGGGUGUAUCAUUGGAACUAUCUUACGACGAUGAGGUUCAAGUCGAGAUCCACGCCGCCGGCCUCAACUUCCGCGAUGUUCUGGGGGCGAUCGGUAUCAUCGAGGUGACCCCUCCUACCUUUGGCUACGAGGCCACUGGGAUCGUGCGUCGCGUUGGACCGAAGGCAGGAAAGCUCAGCGUUGGGGACAGAGUAGCCCUCGUAGGGUUUGAUGUCUUUGCGUCGACUGUCACGACCACCGAGAGGCUCUGCGAAAGGCUCCCGGAUGAACUCGACUUCAUCAACGGAGCUUCCAUGCCGCGGGUCUUUGCUACGGCCAUUUACUCGCUCAUCAACGUCGGGGGACUUCGGCGAGGCCAGGAGCUUGGCAUCUCGAGAGAUCACAUAUUCAACUCGCGGUGGGUGAGCUUCCAAGAAGAUCUGCUAAGACAAACUAACGGUAGAGGCAUUGAUUUGGCGCUCAACUCACUCUCGGGUGAGUUGCUCCAUGCAACUUGGCGCUGCAUUGCGAAAUGGGGGACUUUGGUAGAGAUUGGCAAGCGUGACCUUCUCGGCGGAGGCAAGCUGGAAAUGGAAUUGUUCCUUGCCAAUCGUAGCUACCGUUGUGUAGACAUUGACCAGAUGUGCAAGGAGGGACCCGAGAUAAUCAGCCCCAAGACUACUCCGUUCCUGAUGGAGUUUUUCCGCGAUGGCCAUAUUCGAGCCAUCCCUAUCGACAAGGGUUUCCCUUGCUCCAAAAUACAAGAAUCAUUCCAGCACAUGCAGCAGGGCAGCCACAUUGGGAAGAUUGUGCUUCGAUUUCGCGCCCCGACAUCGGCGGAACUCCAGCUUGGACAGAUUCAGCCUGUCAAAUUCGCGGGCAGUUGCGGAGUCCCCUCGCCCCCUCAAAGGGGUACUCCAGAUGACAAUGGUGCUUCAGGACCAAGCUGGCAGAAGAUGACCAUCGACGAGUGGAACGAAACGACGGCGCCCAAGGUGAAAGGAACAUGGAACCUUCACAACGAAACGCAGUCGCGGAAUCUCGAUUUCUUCAUCCUAUUUAGCUCACUCUCCGGAAUUGUGGGUCAGCAUGGACAGGCUGGUUAUGCCAGUGCAAACACUUUCCUCGACGCAUUUGUCAAGUUCCGGACAAGCAAGGGGCUCCCUUGUACGUCGCUGAACAUUGGUGCCGUGGAGGGAUCAGGCUACCUGGUCGAGCAAAAUGAACUGCUAAACAAGAUGAAGGGGACAGGCUGGCGGGCCGUGCAGGAAUCAGAGUUACUGGAGGUGUUGGGGACCGCAAUGCUCUCGGCAACAACUAAGGUCAAAGAGGAUGAACCGCCGAAGUCGAGCCUCGUCGACCCAAACACUAUUCUCGUGGGCAUUGCACCAGUAAUCCCCCUCAGCAGUCCUGACAGCAGCGCCAGGCUACGCAAAGAUGUUCGUAUGUCGGUCUUUCGCAACAUCCGCAGCCAAGGCAAUGCGACUGCCUCCAGCGACCGUUUGCGACAAUUCCUGAGCGCAGCCAAGGCCAGCCCAGAAACGCUGAACACACCCCAGUCAGUUGCCUUGUUGGCGCAGGAGAUUGGGAAGAAGCUCCUGGGCUUGGUGCUGCGGUCUGUGGACGAUGAGAUUGAUGUAGCUCUGCCACUUGCGCAACUCGCUUGGACUCGAUGGUGGCGGUAG